GUUCUAUUUUCUAACUGUUUCUUUAAAAAAGAAACUUUUUAUUUAUUCAUGAUUAAUUUUUGAGCAAACUGCAGUAAAAUUUAAUUUUAAUCAAAAUGCCGCCGGCAAAGAAUAAAGGAAAAGGCAAUGCGGAAAAAGACAAAGAAAAGGAAAAAGAAAAAAAAGGUGGAACAGCUGUAAAGGUUAGACAUAUUUUAUGUGAAAAGCAAGGAAAAUGUUUAGAAGCUUUAGGUAAAUUAAAAGAAGGAAUGAAAUUUAACGAAGUUGCUCAACAAUAUAGUGAAGAUAAGGCUAGAGCUGGUGGAGAUUUAGGAUGGAUGACAAGAGGUUCAAUGGUUGGACCAUUUCAAGAUGCUGCAUUUGCAUUACCCGUUUCAUCUUUAUCUUCCCCUGUGUUUACAGAUCCUCCUGUUAAAACAAAGUUUGGGUACCAUAUUAUAAUGGUAGAGGGAAAAAAAUAGUAAAUAAAAAAUACAAAUUGAAAUUCUUGUAAAUCAACAGAGUGAUUUGUCACAGUCCAAAUAUCUUGGCCUUCAGCAUCGGUUUGAUUGGGUAUGGAUUUUUUAUGAGACCAAAAAACAGCAUCUCUUUGAGAGGCUGGCCAUAUUCGUUUGUGAACUUGAUAAAAAAUAAGAGUGUUUUUAUCUAGUGCUUCUAUCACAGUACUAGAAUCUAAAGUAGCUAUUAAAUAAAUUAUUAUUAUUUUAAGGUAUAGAAAUUUUUCCAAGUUGUU
Messenger RNA from Pediculus humanus corporis (human body louse), 733 nucleotides. RefSeq names its product peptidyl-prolyl cis-trans isomerase NIMA-interacting, putative. Bases 96 to 461 code for a protein of 121 amino acids. Gene Ontology annotation, biological process: rRNA processing. Gene Ontology annotation, molecular function: DNA binding; peptidyl-prolyl cis-trans isomerase activity. The transcript is spliced from 5 exons. NCBI's taxonomy places the organism in Eukaryota, Metazoa, Arthropoda, Insecta, Psocodea, Pediculidae. The record is from RefSeq and is a predicted model, not a curated record.